Molecule: messenger RNA, 3196 nt
Organism: Pelagomonas calceolata
Lineage: Eukaryota; Pelagophyceae; Pelagomonadales; Pelagomonadaceae
Source: the annotation of a GenBank genome assembly
AAGCGCUUGCGAAGCAACGCGGCUGAAUCGCAGCCUUAACCGUCGGACGCCCGCGUAGUCCCGCGAUCGCGGCGGCCGUCGGCUGCCCCACCCGCGGACAACAAUAACCGCAGCCACCGGCCGCUCCAAAAAACAACCACCAAGUCUUGCGAAUUGAGCCCAGUCCAUCGCGAGGCGGGGAUACUCUCGCUCGACAUCGUCAGAAAACAAGCACCAUGUCUCAGCAUAGCAUGGACGACGUCGUCCGCAACUACGCGCGCGACGUAUUAGGUAUGCAGCGCGAGGACCUCAACGAGUUCCUCUGGAUUGCGGACGAAGCGAUGCGGGCGCCCUUGCCCGACGGCUGGGAGCAGCACGAAGAUGAAAGUAGAGGCAAGCCGUACUACGUUAAUGAAGACACGGGCGAGACGCAGUGGACGCACCCGUCGGACGACUUUUAUCGCGAGAAGUUCCAGCGGUUGCGGCGUUCACGAAGACCGCAGCUGCCCGACCGGGGCCGGGACUUUCGCGGGGGGCGUGGUAGGUCUCCACCUCGACGGCGGUCGCCGUCGCCCCGUCGACCAGGUGGUCGGCGCUCGCCUUCUCCGCAGCGACGGCGCAUGUCGCCCCGGCGAGGCGGGCCGCGGCGGUCGCCGUCGCCCCGACGACAACAGCGGAGGUCGCCGUCGCCGCAACGGCGCGGCCCCGUGCGCCGCGGGCCCGGCGGGCCCGGCGGCCGCCAGUCGCCGUCGCCGCAACGACGGCCUGUACAACGCCGCCGGUCGCCGUCGCCUCAAAGACGGAGACGGUCGCCGUCGCCGCAAAGGCGCCGGUCGCCGUCGCCGCGACGGAUGAGGCCGCCCGCGCGCCGCGACGACGAUAGCGUCCAGAGAGAACCCGUGCGCGUCCGCGUCGGCGGCGCGUUACCUCGACGAAGAUCACCCUCGCCCUCACUCAGCGAGUCCAUGGACACCGCGCCGUCCGCCCAGAAGCCCGUCGUGUCGCGACCCGUCAUGAAGGUCGUCAAGAGGGUCCCGGCACCAGCACCGACACCUGCAAAACCAUCACCGAAGAAAGCCCCAAUGUCCAUCACCAUCGGCGCGGGGAGCCCGGCCCCCAAACCCACUAUAGAUGGCGUCGAGCUCGGGAACACGACGGACUCGAGCGUCGACGCGAUCACACCAAAAUCUUCAGUAGUGGAGAAGGCAAAUGCAUUUCUCGAAAGGUCUCCUCGUUUGUCGCUGGACAGCAGCAUGGACGACGACACGACGGUCACACCUUCCUCAGCUAGAAGGCCUUCGCGUAGACUCUCGAAGCAGACGACGAAGCCCGCCGUAUCGUUACCCAAAGUGGAAGCUCCCUCUGUGAAGAAAGAAUUUAAAAUAGGGGCCUCGGCCGCGCUGGCCGACGCGCUGAAGGCCGAGAAGUCUAGGGGCGACGCGCUGGAGGUCGAGAAGCGCUCUUUGCAAUCGAGAGUGGCAUCAUUGGAGGCUGAGUCCGAGUCGCUCAAGACGCAGUCGUCGGGCGUCCACCAGGACCACCAGGCCGCGCGGCAAGAAGCGGCGCGCUUGGCUGGUUUGGUUGCAUCAUUACAGACCGAGAAGGCUACGUCAGAUCGAGCCCUAGCUGAUAUGCGCGCGCAAGCCGGCGGCGCGCACGCGCGCCACACCGAAGCUGAGGCUGCAUUGGAGGAGUUACGAGAGAUAAAAACGAAGUUGGAGGUCGAGAACGCGUCACUGAGACGAAGGGGUUUGGAUCUCGGCGACGCCGACGAGCGCCAUAAAACAGCGGAAAAGUCGUUGCGGGAGGCCGAAUUAACGGCGUCGAAGGCUAAGAAUGAUGCGCACCAUGCUACGAGGUCCUUGAAAAGUGUGGAGAGCGAGCGGGACGCCCUGCGGGCGACGCUGAAGAAGGCCGCGGACGACACGGCGCAAGCGCGGGCGGAGCUCGAGGCGGUCCGGCACUUGGGCGCGGAGUCGAAGUUGGCCGGAGAUGCUGCUUUGAGAGAAUUGGAACGGUUGCGAGACGAACGGGCCCGUCGCCAUGCUCGCGAACACGACCACGCCAUGGCUGCUGGUUUGGCGCGGUCGGAGCUAGAUGCGGCUCGAUCUAGAUCUGCAGAAGCUUCUAGGAGAGCGUUGGAGGCCGAGUCGAAAUUGGCCGACUUACAACAUGCACACGAGUCAUCUCUAAGAGAUCUCAAAGCGCAAUGUGAUCGAUUCCAGCGAGAACGCGACGUGGCGAGGGAGGACGCGCAACACGCUCUAGACAGAGAGGAAGCGGGUCGCGCCGAACGCCACGCCUUGGAGGAGGCGUUGCGGGACGCCACUGCGUCAGCAAACGCUCUCAAAAGGCAAAUUGGCGUCGCGUCAGCUCCCGCGGAGCACGCGAAGCUACAAGCGGAACGAGCUCUGGAACGAGCAAGAAGUGACAGAGACGCGGCAAAAGCGGAACUCGAAAGUCUGAAACGGGUCCACGCCGCGAACAUCGACGCCAUCAAGGCCGAAUCGGAAGUUGAGAUCCGACAGAUUGCAACCGCGGCCGCGGCCGAGGCGGACGAGGACUGGUCUUGCAGGUUGGCCGAGGCCGUGCGCGAUGUCAGAGAUCGGUGCAUCCAACGGGACCGGGACCAGGCCGACGAGAUCGCGUCGCUCCGACAGGCUUUAUCUGACGUCGAAGUUAGAUAUGCGGAGCAGCUGAACAGGGAACGUUCUGCCUUAUUGCAAGCUCGGGCCGAGGCGGACGCAUUGAAACGAUCAUCCAUACCGGUCCAGCCUACAAAUAUCUAUCGUGAUCUACCUCCACCACCACCACCGGUCCAGAGUGUCGGUUUGGGUGAACUCGCGUCGCGCUUACAGGCCAUGCAGGCCGCCUUUCGAGCCCAGGCCUACAGCGUGCCUGCAAUAAAUGUGGAGCCGCCUCGACAACGACCGCGGGCGGGUUUAUCGGUCGGCGUCGCGGCGCUCGUGGCGGCGGACCGUAACCUGCCGCCGCCGACGCUGGAGCGAGCACCAAACGUGUCGGCGACGGCGGCCGUCGCCGACGCCGCGACGGCGCCCGCUCCCUUUACCGAAGACGACCGUACCGUCGCGUCGGCGUUCGACAACACCUCCCAAAUGACGGAGGGGCCCGGCUUCCACCGGGGCUACUGGCAGCGGGCCUACGGCGAGGCCCUGCCGACGCCGGGGUCGCUCGUGGCGUAACAAGAUGCACUUUC